This is a messenger RNA of Salvia splendens (bonfire salvia), 4337 nucleotides long. RefSeq lists its product as uncharacterized. The transcript has 15 exons. Gene Ontology annotation, biological process: protein ubiquitination. NCBI's taxonomy places the organism in Eukaryota, Viridiplantae, Streptophyta, Magnoliopsida, Lamiales, Lamiaceae. Gene Ontology annotation, molecular function: ubiquitin protein ligase activity. The record is from RefSeq and is a predicted model, not a curated record. Bases 249 to 3959 code for a protein of 1236 amino acids.
CCGCAUCCGACCAAGACUCAAAUAUGAAAUAUUUAUUUAUUUGUUUCCUUUUUUCCCCCUUAAUCAUUUAUUGUUGCAGCUAAAUCCUCAAACAUUUCUAGCCUUUUUUUUGUGCGAUCAAGCUAGUCAUAGUUCUCGAUUAAGACGUUUAACUACUGUUGAAACACGAAUUCCUUGAUAUCGUAAGAUAUUGUUGAGGUUUUGAGGAUUCGGCAGCUUGUUUUUUAAGCCUAGGUUUAUGUGGAGGAAUGGAUGUUGAAUUGGUUACAGACGGAAUAUCAGAGGAUGAAAAUUUCGGUUAUGAUGAUGGAAGUGAGGAUUACUUGAAUUAUGAGGGGGAACGUUGUGGUAUUUGUAUGGAUGUUGUUAUCGACAGAGGUGUGCUUGAUUGCUGCCAGCAUUGGUUCUGUUUUGCAUGCAUUGACAACUGGGCUACUAUUACGAGCCUUUGCCCUCUUUGCCAGAAUGAGUUUCAACUGAUAACAUGCGUACCUGUACAUGAUAGUUUUGGAAGCAGUCAGACGGAUGAUGAAGCAGAUCAAAGAGAUGAGGACUGGUUCGUCGAGGGGAAAACUAACACUCUUUCUUUUCCUUCAUAUUAUAUUGAUGAAAAUGCAGUUGUCUGCUUGGAUGGAGAUGGCUGCAAAAUACGGAGUGGAUCAGUGGAAAUUGGAGAAGAUUCAGACAUUGAUACAUCCAUUGCUUGUGAUUCCUGUGAUAAAUGGUACCAUGCUUUCUGUGUGGGGUUUGAUCCUGAAGGAACUUGUGAAGGCUCAUGGCUCUGUCCAGGGUGUAUUAUUGCUGAAGCUCAACAGAGGUCAGAAAGGGCUUCGGUAUCAAGGAUAAACUACCAAAACGGUAUUGGAAAUACUGGCGGCGACUAUUUAGCUGAAGCAUCAUUUUCUGGAAGAGUAUCAGUAUCUGUUGCUGAUGAUGGCGAGACUGCUGUGGUCAUCUCAUUGGUUGAAGGAAAUCAAAAGUAUCAGGAAUCCGACAUGGAUAACAAGGUGUUAACCUGCUCUACAUCUAGUGUAUCGAAUGCUGAAGCAUUACCAGAAAAGAGGAACAGUUUUGAUCCUGAGUCAUGUCAACAAGAAACGGAAGAAUAUUUAUCUCCUGCCAAGCAGAAGAUAAGUGCUGGUGAUAUAGUUGAAAGAGCUGGAACACAUUUAAACGACAAAAUGACUGAGUCUGGUUUAGGUCUUGAUCUUGGUACAUCCAUGGGAUCUGAUACACUUGAUAAGAAGACCAAUAGCAUUUCUGGAGAUCAGGUGACUGGAUCUUUGGAAGCAAAUAAUAGGUCAGAAGAUUUUUUACCAGUGUUUCCAGCUGCGACUGUGGUACCUGAUGAAAUCAAAGCUUUCUCUAUGAAAAGCAUGUUGCCUAAUGUGAAACAGAUGCCAAGUGGAACUGGUGCUAAAAGAAAGCACGGAAAUCGCAGAAAUGCGGGUGGAAAGAUAGAGGCUAGUGUCGAGGCUAAACUAUCACGGAAGAAAAUCAAAGCUGAAAGAGACUGUCACCCCAUUCGCCUGACAGAUAAAAGAGCUGCAUCUCUUCUAGAUGAUUCCAAUACAGCAUCUACGCAACGAACCAUGGGAGGUAGCACACAUAAAUCUUCAUCUUCCAAGGAAAAUGGCACUCCAGAUAUAAUGGAUAUAGUUCAGGAGACAGAUCGUAGAAAAGAAAGAGAAACUGCCACUGGGUUGAGGCUAAAAAAGAUAAUGCGGACUGAUAAUAAAGAUUCUUUGGUGCUAGUUCAAGAGCUUAAGAAGAAAAUCAGAGAUGCUGUUCGAAACAAAUCCUCUGAAGAGCUAGGACAGAAUCGUUUUGAUCCAAAACUUUUGGAUGCUUUCCGGGCUGCUUUGGCUGGAUCAGGGGCUGAAAAUAGGAAGCAGAGUUUUGACAUAAAGGCAAAACGGGCAUUGCUACAAAAAGGAAAAGUACGUGAAAGCCUAACAAAAAAGAUAUAUGGAACUGGGGCUGGGGGAAAGCGAAAGCGUGCUUGGACUCGUGAAUGUGAAGUUGAAUUCUGGAAACAUCGUUGCAUGAAAGCAUCAAAGCCUGAAAAGAUUCAGACAUUAAAGUCAGUUCUUGAUCUCCUGAGGGAUGAACCUGAUCAAACAAAGAAAAUGCCUGGGGAUGACCAGGAGGUGAAGGGUUCUUCUAUUCUUUCGAGAUUGUAUUUAGCCAACUCAUCUGUUUUCCCUAGGAAGAAUGAUAUUAAACCUGUCUCAGCCCUUAAAGCUGACUCAAAUGAAAUAGCAUCUAAAUCGCAGCCAAAUAACCAGUCCGACCUAAACCAACAGAAGCUUAGUACUUUACCAGAGGUGAUUACUCCUUCUUUAGAGAGUAAAGAACAGAAGACUCAUCCCAAGGGUGCAAAAUCUGAAGCUGCUUCAGGUGAUGCACAACUAAAGAGACAUCCCAAAGGUGCAACUCAUACUACUGCAAUUGGUGGUGUUAAGAUACCUUUGUCGAAGGACACGGCAAGUAAACCUGAUGUUGUAAAGAGCGAUAAAAGACAGUGGGCCUUAGAACUAUUGGCAAGAAAAACGGCAGCCUCAUGCAAGAGCACACAAGAUAAAGAAGAGGACCAAUUAAUUCUCAAAGGACACUAUCCAUUAUUGGCUCAACUGCCAAAAGAUAUGCGUCCUGUUUUGGCACCCAGUCGUCACAACAAAAUACCCUCAUCAGUCAGGCAGGUUCAACUUUAUCGUCUAACGGAGAACUUCCUGAAGAAAGCAAAUCUAUCGAAGGUUUGCCAGAGUGCUGAAACAGAGUUGGCUGUAGCAGAUGCUGUUAAUAUUGAAAAAGACAUAGCUAACAGGUCAAAGAGUAAGCUUGUAUACCAGAAUCUAUGCUCACAAGAGCUGUCACGCAGAUCAGAAGACAUAAACUCUGAAAGAGCUGAAGGAAUUAAUCAUUGCUCCACUUCUAAAGGCCCAUCUGUUGAAGCAUCUGAAGAAGCGAGUAAUAUAUCCUUUGAUCUCGAAGUUAAUGAAGCCUUAAAAAAUGCAGGGCUUAUGUCUGAUUCCCCUCCAAGUAGUCCCAGUCACCCGACCGAGGAGGACAUUGAUAACAAUGUUGGGUCACCAGGAAACAGCGAUGAUGGACCUGACAAUGUAAUUGAAGUUGAUCCACAUCCGGAUCUUGAUAUUUAUGGUGAUUUUGAGUAUAGUUUGGAAGAUGAUGACUUCAUUGGUGCGGGUGUUCUGAACACUUCUAAGCUAGAGUCUGAGCCACCUAAACUCAAGUUGUUGUUUUCUUCCCUUAAACCUGAGAAAACAGAUGGAACGGUGGACUUUGUGGAUCAUGAGGCGCAGAGAGAUGUUGAACCUUUAGCUGGCCCAUCUGAGCUGCAUGAGCCUCAAAACAAGACGAGUGCUGGAAGCUCAACUGUUGAUGAUAGAGUAGAUGGGUGUGGUCCUCGAAAGUCUUCUGAUGAAGAUGAUGAAGAGCCUUCUCUUGCAGAGUGUGAAGAACUUUAUGGACCUGAUAUAGAACCACUAGUCGGAAAGUAUCCGGUGACGGUUGCUGCAAUGCAAUUUGAACCAACAGUCAGUAAUGAACUACAUGGGGGAAAUGGAGAUGAUAGGUCGAACGAUGCUGAUAAGAGCUCUGUACAACCAAUUGAGGAUCACCCCAACAACUCAGGAGCUACCACGGAGGAAUCAAAUCAAGCAAAUACCAAGGAGAAGACAUCCAAAUGUAAUGCCAAGCAAUCAGAAAACCAUAAUAUGGUCAUGAAAAAGGUCGAAACUUACAUAAAGGAGCACAUAAGACCGCUUUGCAAGAGUGGCGUAAUCACAGUUGAACAAUACCGGUGGGCUGUGGGGAAGACUACUGAGAAAGUAAUGAAGUAUCACUCCAAGGAGAAAAACGCUAAUUUCCUCAUCAAGGAAGGUGAGAAGGUGAAGAAACUCGCUCAACAGUAUGUUGAAGCUUCCCAACAACGUUGAAGGUGAGAAGGUAAAGAAACUCACUCCAACAGUAUGUUGAAGCUUCCCAACAACGCUGAAGCUUCCCAGCAGAAAACUAAAAUCGUUACACGUUCACUGUGUUUUUUGAAUCUCACCAGAACGUCUCAUUGUAUCGCUUAAAUGAAUGCGCAUCAAAAUACGGUAAAACUUUGGACGAGAUAGCACUCAUGUGGUCCCUUCUAAGGUUUGAGUGCUAGCUGCUUAGUAUUGCUACAGUUUCUGUGAUAUUUGGAAAUAUAUUUCUAAUUUCACUCUACAUGUCGAAGUUGUGAACUUGUAAACUACUGGAUUUGAGUUUCAUUCAAAUUUGAAUUUGGCAUGGUAAAUUCAAUAUAACCAUGUGUAAUUUGUCUUUAA